Molecule: messenger RNA, 476 nt
Organism: Aplysia californica (California sea hare)
Lineage: Eukaryota; Metazoa; Mollusca; Gastropoda; Aplysiida; Aplysiidae
Product: sucrase-isomaltase, intestinal
Biological process (GO): carbohydrate metabolic process
Molecular function (GO): alpha-1,4-glucosidase activity
Source: RefSeq, a predicted model, not a curated record
GGAGUCUAUCUGGACAGACAUUGACGUCCUCUUCAAGUCUUCCAUGUUCACCUACGACCCGGAGAACUUUCCAGACCUGCCCAAGCUGGUCAACACCCUGAGGACACAGAACAGGCAGUUCUUCACUAUACUGGACCCAGUGGUGGCGGUCAACAGCAGUUUGAUCCAAGAGGUACAAGAUCAAUUCCCGGGCUACGACAUGCUGGAGUCAGGCAACCAGGCAGAUAUUUGGGUCAAGGACGCGGCCAAUGACACACUGCUAGGGGAGGUGUGGGCCGGACCGAGUGCGUUCCCAGACUUCACAAACCCGGCUAGCCAGUCGUGGUGGAGCAGAUGGAUCAACUUCUACCGUGCUCUCAGUGCAGGGACAGGGACGAUGGACGUGCGGGCGCUGUGGCUGGACAUGAGUGAACCGUCCAGUUUCACCCCCGGAGUCUGCGGCAAGAACCAGUGGAAUUAUCCCCCUUACGUACCAC